Metarhizium acridum CQMa 102 is the source of this 1524-nucleotide messenger RNA. RefSeq lists its product as uncharacterized. NCBI's taxonomy places the organism in Eukaryota, Fungi, Ascomycota, Sordariomycetes, Hypocreales, Clavicipitaceae. The record is from RefSeq and is a predicted model, not a curated record. Gene Ontology annotation, biological process: mismatch repair; chiasma assembly. Gene Ontology annotation, molecular function: ATP binding; ATP-dependent DNA damage sensor activity; mismatched DNA binding. Gene Ontology annotation, cellular component: nucleus.
AUGCAAAUGGAAAUCCCCAGGAACAUCACGAUUCCUAAAUUUGAUCAGGACUCCCUAGUGGCCAUUGGCGAGCUAAUUAGUCACACUGUGGACUUCGAACAAUCCGAAUACCGGGGUCGAGCCACUGUGAGGCUGGGCCUUGACCGGAAUCUCGAUGAAUUAAGACGACAUUACGACGGCAUGAAUAGCUUCCUGGCAGAAAUUGUUGUUUCUACUACUCAGACAGUGCCUCAGUGGGCAGUUUCCCAUAUCAGAUCAUGCAUUUUUCUACCGCAGCUUGGAUUCCUCAUUGUUACCGAUCUUGAUCCGAGAAUUGGGAAAGGGAAAUUCCACGGGAACUGGCCUGAUGAGGAUCACUGGGAACAGGUUUUUGUUGCCGACGAUUCAGCUUAUUACAAAAAUGACAAUAUGCGUCACCUUGACGAUCAGUUCGGCGAUGUUUAUUGCAAAAUAGCAGAUAGAGAAGUUGAGAUUCUCCAUAUCCUUUCCCAAGAGGUUUUAAAAUCCAGCGAGUCUCUGUCGGUGGCUUCCGACGCUUGCGGCGAUGUUAACGCCAUUCUCGCCUUGGCUCUAACUGCAGAGAAGUAUAAAUGGAUUGUCCCGAAAUUGACAACCAGAAGCGGCAUUCUCGAAAUUAAAAAGGGGCGACAUCCGUUGCAAGAACUAGUUGUACCAAGUUUUGUUCCCAACGACUGUCAUCUAGGAGGUGGAGGUCACAACGAGGACGAUUCGUGUGAAAAUCAGUCCAGAUGCAUGGUUCUUACCGGCCCCAAUCACUCAGGCAAGAGCGUUUUCUUGAAGCAAGUAGGGCUCAUCGUAUAUCUCGCCCACAUAGGGAGCUUUGUCCCUGCAGAAAUGGCGGUAAUCAGUGUCACUGACCGGAUACUGACCCGUAUAUCAACACUGGAGAGCGUUCGUAAAGAAGAAAGUGCUUUUGCUAUCGACUUAAAACAGUUACUCAAUUCGAUAAAGCAGUCGACCUCGAAAAGUCUCUUGAUAAUCGAUGAGUUUGGGAAGGGGACUAAUUCAGAUGACGGUGCUGGACUCCUUGCAUCUUUCUUGGAACACUUAUCAUCGCUUGCAGUCAGAGCUCCCAGAAGUCUGCUCGCAACACACAUGCACGACCUCUUUGGCUGUCACCAGCUGUUUCCGGCCAGUGGUUUACAAAUAGCCCACAUGGAUGUACUCAAAGCACAAUGUGAAGGGGUCAAUUGUGACUACAUAACAUACUUAUUCAAGCUUCGUGAUGGGUAUAGCUCGGAUCGCUUCGGAGGUUACUGUGCAACUUUGAAUGGAGUUCCCAAUUUAGUCGUUGAACGUGCUAAUGUCCUAUCAAUGCUGCUCAGUCGCAAUGAGGACAUCACAAUUCCCUGCGCCAAACUUUCACCGGAAGAAGAGCUAAAGCUGCAGUCUGCUGAGACCGUUGCGCGGAAAUUUCUAGAGGACUUUCACACCUUAGUCAGCGAAGAGAAUUGUCUAUUGCAGGAUGCUCGACCUAUGUUGCAAAAUAUACUAUCCACAUAG